UAGCGUAAUACAUACAGGAAUCCAUCCAUUUAUACAUAACGACCUCGACGGCUCUUUGAAUAUCAGCUGUAAUUCUGGAGUAUUUUCCUGCAGAUCGAUUGCUUAGCUUUACCAGCCCCGCUGCUUCCUUGCUAGACUCCUUUUCCUUCAUAUUUCGGUUCUGAUAUUAUUUGGGCGAGAUGGCGAUUGGAGAUUUGUGGUUUGAACUUCACCGUCGCCUCGGCUCCAUGGCUGCAUUUUACUAUUACAGAAAUACAUCAGGAAGGUAAAAUUGUAUCUGUGUUAUGGAUAAUGCUGAACAAAGUCCUCGGCCCCCAUCAAAGGGUAUAUUUGACACAGCUAGUUUGUUAGCCCCGUCUUCUACAAUCUUCAGCUCUCAGCCUCCAACUCCUGUUCAGUCUCCUUUACCUCACUUAGCUCACUCUCCAAGUGCUUUCUCAGUUCUGGGAAGAAAUGCUGUUCUUAUACCUCCACCUUCUUCAAAUUCUGGCAACUCCUCGCCUUCGCCUACAAGCGGGAAAAUUUGCUCGCCUAUCAUGCAUCACUCCGCUUCUGAUGCUUUAUCUUCUCUUGCCUCCUCCUCAGGUCCCUGCAAUUGGUGGUCUGCUGCAUCGCCUAUAGCAAGUAGUUCUGAGUUUCCUGGAUGUGGAGUCCCAAUUUCAGAUCCAUUUGGCAGGCCAGGGAUCUGUGGGCGUUCAACAGUAACUCCUGCUCAUCUUUCUGUACAGCAACCAACACGAAGAAUCGUAGAAGAAGUUUUAGGUCAUAUGUAUGCUAAACCUCCAUCCGCAGAAUCAAAGAAUGAAACACAGUCCUCAGGUAUACCUAGUCCCCAAACACUCUGCAAAACAAAUGCAUUGCCUAAUUUAGUUGGUGUUUCCGCAAAGAAAAUAACAAAGGUGAAAAUUUCUGAGAAGGAAACUAAUCAUGCAAAAUCUAGCGAAAAAUCUAAAGCUGCUACAAAUAGCAUCUCUUCCUCGUUAUCAGGAGUUUCUACUGUCUCAGGGAAUCCAAUGGCAAAAUCGACCUCAAAAAAAUCUACAGAAGCUGUAAAUGAACAAAUUGUUAGGUUUUUACCAGCACCAGAAAAACCUCCUACUAAACGUAAAAGUAAACCAAAAAGCUCUAAACCAGAUGCUGCCAAAAAUGGAAAGAAGGUUAAAGCAGAAAAGAAACAAGUCAAACGACCUAAAGAGAAAAAAUCUAAGAAGUCCAGUGAAAGGUUCUCUGGUUCCGAGAGUGAAAGCCACAUGGAUUCGAGCUGUAGUAGCUCGGGUGCCGAAAGCUCCGGCGCUGCGAGCUCCAGUUCUAGUGAUUCUAGCGACGAUGAAGAACGAGAGAAGCAGCAGAAACAGCUAGCAAGAUUGAAAAAACAGCAACAGGAACUCAGACGAAAAGUGCAGGAAUUGAAGCAGGCAUCUCACGAUAGUGUGCAUCAAAAGCCUGAAGCACAUCAGAUUAAAAAGAUAUCUGCAACUCCAAAAACCUCACUGCCUUCAAGUGGCCCACUCAACCACACAGUGAAACCAGUUCCUAGUCCUGCUCAUUCUUCUCCAGUUUUACCAACACCAUCCAAAACUGUGUCUCCUGAAGUCAAUUCUGGUUUGUGCGGUGAUGUUGUUAUUGAAGAAGAGCCAAAUUUAUCCUUUCCUUUGGAUCUUUGUAUGAAAAAACAGGAACCUACAUUUGAAGUGACAGCUUCUAUUGCCAGUUCUUACAUGCCAAGUACAACCACUGCUACUACUUCUUCAACAGCUAAAAAAAAUAAAUUUCAAACUACGGGUAGUAAUGUCACAGGUGCUAACAAAAUGACGAUGCCAAAGAAGCGGGGACGCAAACCAAAAGUAGCUCAAACCCCAGGGAAUGCUAUUUCAUCUCUGCCUGAAAAGGUGCGCCAGAUCAAAAGACACUCCAUAAAAGACAUAGCAAGUUUACUAACGCCAUCAAAAGUAGAUGUGUUACCUGCACAUAUUCCAAAUCCUUCACUAGCAAAACUGGGAAGUUCCAGUUCUUGUCCUAAAGUGCAUGCACCAAAUACAUUGGGCAGUCCCAGUGAUAUUGCUCCUCUCCCGAGGAAGAAUUUCACUUUAGACAGUUUAUUGAGUGAAACGAAUGGCAAUUUUGAUGCCUUACCUCAACUUCCUGAGAAUGACACUGCCUUGUUUCCUAGUUCAUCAUUUAGCAAUAAAAAUAUGAAAAAUAAAGAUCGGCCAAGGAAUAGCAACAAAGUAAAGAAAUUCGAUGACAAAAUUAAAGAAUCUGAGUCUCCAUCUCAAAUUGAAACAUCCUCACCCUCAGAUUCUGAUCCUGAUGAAGAAAAUUCUGAUAGUGAAGAUACCGAACAUUCUGGAAGCUUAGCAGAUAGUGCAUCUGCGUUGACUGGACGUAGGCGUAAACGAUCAUAUGAUGAGGACGGCGACGAUUUUAGAAACAAAAGAAGGCGUGUUCUGCCCGAUGAAAGAGAAGUGCAGAUUCCUCUCGAGCACGGUUGGAGAAGAGAAACAAGAAUCAGAUGCUUCAGUAGGUCUGGUGUAAGAGGUGAAGUUUCCUAUUAUGCUCCCUGUGGUAAAAAACUUCGCAGUUAUCCUGAAGUUGUGAGGUAUCUAAUUAAAAAUGGAAUCACAGAUAUUUCACGUGAUAAUUUUACAUUCAGCACAAAGAUGAAUGUUGGAGAAUUUCUCGAAAGUACUUCUUCUGGUUCCGGUCAGGAUUAUGUACUGUUAACCGAACAAGAAGUUAUUGCCAGAAUAGAAGAAGUUAGAGCCAGAAAAGGCCGCUUGGGCGUGCAAAACCGAAAAUCGUCGCAGCAUCGAUCUGCCGAGGAAGAAGAGCAGCAGCGACAGUGGGAACAGAAGCAGUUGCAGCAUCAUUUAGAACAGCAAGCCGAAGAAAGUCGAAAGCAGAAGGAACAACAGCGUAUUAUGAAACAGCAAGAAAAAUUUGAAAGACUGGAACAAAUGAGAAUUGAAAGAGAAAUUCGUGCUCAGCAGUUACUUGAGGAACAGGAAAUGAAACGUCAGCAAGCUGUUUUUCUUAGAGAGCAGGAAAUGCAGAAACGUAGGGAAAUGCUGCUAAUGGUUGAUUUGGAAAGGGAAAGACGGCGUCAGCAUAUGAUUUUAGUUAGAGCUCUAGAAAACAGAAAAAAACAGGAGGAGAGAGAAAGGAAACGAGAAGAAAUUUUGUUUGAAAAAAGAAUAAACAGAGAAAAGGAAAUGGUAACUAAGAGAUAUUUAUUAUGCAUACUCCUUGCAUUUAAAAAACCAGUCGAUGAUAUGAUGCUGAAAGAUCUCAUUCCUCUUCCAGAAUUAAAUCGAAUACCAGGGGUCAAAUUAUGUGGCAAAGCAUUUGCUGAUACUUUGAUGGUGUUUGAAUUCUUGCAUAAUUUUGGUGAAACAUUAGGAUUUGAUAUGGAUAGUUUGCCUACUUUAAACACUAUGCAGAUGGCACUGUUAAAUCUUGAUGAGAAGUGCGAAGAAGAAUUACUAUCUGUACUUCACCAUCUUCUUGUUUGUGUAAUUGAAGAUCCAGGUGUGCCACAUAGUCCAGAGGCAGCUACAGUUUUGGGUCAAAGCCUGAAGGAUGCUGAUAUAACAAACAACAAUGUGUCAGAAGUUUUGAGGUUAUAUUUUAUUGCUCAAGACAAGAGAAGCCCCAUGCUGGAAUGGUUGCAGACAAAGCCUUUCUUAUCAUUAAAUGCCACACAGAAAGCUGAAAUUAUUGCAUUUCUUUGUGAUGAAUUGCUCACCAGCCGAUUACUCACCAGGCAAAUAGAUAGCAAUAUUGAAAAUGUUAAUGUUCUUCGAAAGGACAAGUGGCUCGUGGAAGGAGAUUUGAGAAGGUACCGUUCUAUUCAGCAACGUCGAGCUUUAAAAGCGAGGCUGAGUGCGAUGGAGGAAAACCGUGAUAACCCAAACUGUGUGAAUAUGCUGUCAGCAGAUCUGCCAGAUUUCAGCCUCACUAUGGCUAAAGAUAAUCAAACAGGAAAUGAAGAUUCUGACAUGAAAGAUAUAUCUAAAUCAGAAAAAGAGAAGCUGGAAGAUAUGGAAAAUGAACUUGCCAAUGAAAGUGGUAAUGAAAGCGAUGAUACAGCAACUGGAGCAACAGGGCAAAUUUCUGAAGGAGAGGAUGAUGAUCUGCAUUUAUCAAAUGAUGAGAUCAAUAAAAAGAUAGAAAAAUUAUCUAAGCAACUUACGUUGUGCUCGAAUCGACUGACUAAAGCUUUCUAUACUAUCCGUGGUGCUACAUUUGGUAUGGACAGGUAUCACAGGCGUUACUGGGUCCUUCCAAAAUCUGGUGGUGUGUUUGCGGAAUCAAUGGAGUCUUCACUUAAACCUGAAGAACGAGAAAAAGUUUUAGCUGCAUCAAAAUUAGCUGCAGUGAAAAAAGAAGAAGCUGCAUCUUUAGAAGAAGGGAAAAGUAAAGAAAAUGAAAAUGAAAGCAUCUAUGUGAAAGAAAAUUCAACAUUGAAAGAGUCAGUGCACGAGAAAAGUGACUGUGAUGUUGGUGUUAUUAAAUCUGAUAUAUCUACAGAAGACAGACUCACAGACAAAAAAGAAGUUAAUAAUAUCCAUGUAAUUAAAACUGAAUUUCAUGCAGGCAGUAUUGUGAAAGACAAUUGUAUAAAAGAAGAAAAGGAAGCUAUUAUUUCUGUAAAUAAAAACUUUCCAGCUGAGCCAGAAUACAGUGUUUUGAAUAAUGAAGUUAAAGAAAAUUGCAUAAAUCCUUGUGAAAAUACUCCCAAAACUGGUGUGUUGACACAUGAAAAUAAUGAUGACGUUGAAAAAUCUCUGCCUUCCGGUAAAGAGAAUUUUAAUAGCAUUUCUGAAAGUGGUAAAGUCAAAAAUCAAACUUUAGAAAAGUCUGAUUGUAAUGGAAAAGUUACAUCACAUAGCAGAGAAAGUAAGUUACCAAGCAGUGCCGAAAAUAAAGAUUUAAAAACAAAGUCUCAUGAUAAAGUUGAUAUUGAACAUAAAAAUGUAUCUCAGGCAGAUGCUAACUUUAUAAAGCAAGUUUGGUCUUCUGAUAAGAAGGAUAGCAGUGAUACUUUCCCAAACAUUAAGAAAGAAAUUGAUGUCAAAGUGAAAAAAGAGGACAAAAAAGACCGAAAUAAAGAAAGUGAAAAUAAAUUUUUAGAUAAAGUUAUGGAUGUUAAAGAAGAAAAAAAGCCAAAUGUGAAUAUAUUUAUGCCAAAUUUAUGUGAUAGCAGUAUUAAUUUAGAUCUUGGUGCUCCUAAAUUACACAAUGGUUCAGAGAGGCAGCAUACUCCCAACCCGUCCAUACCUCCUGACCAAAACUGGCUUCUGCAUUCCCCUCUGUUUGCUUCCAUACUUGCUGGGAACAUGCUUUUUAAUGGCCCUCUUAUGUCUCAAAGAGACAUGAAUGGUACUUAUUUCAACCUUCCUAAAAAUGACUCAAACAAUCCUUUUGGACCAUUUCUUGGACUUCAGCCGGGUAUGCUUUCUGCUGAACAAAUAUUCAAAUCACUCGGUGAAAAACCGAACAAUCAAAAACCUUGGUUUAGUAUUCUUCCAAGAAUGCCUUGUGAUGAAAGCUUAUUAAGCUCACCUCAAACAACAAGAAAUUCUUCUGUUCAUUCACCAAGUAGUGUCUGUUCACCAGAUUUGAGAUCAUCACCUCGAGUUGCACAUUCAUCCUUGAUGCCUAAUCCCCCACCAGGUCACGUUGCUUCUGCAUUGUCCAAUCUUCAAAUGGAACUAUUAAAUGGAGUACCUCCAGGUUUUUUCUUGCAUCCUUUUCUACCACCUCAGUUUGGUCCUACAUACCAAUCCUCUCCUCCAGUUACUUGCUCUUCACAUCACAAUUCUUUUACAUCAACUAUGUCUCAUUCGUCACCCAUGCCAGAUUUUAAUUUGAAUUUCAAUCGGCCGCCAGCUGCAUCCACUCCCAAUUCUAUCCCUACACCAAGUGCUACACCAGGACCUACCUCUCAGGGCUGUGCUACGCCUACCUCACGAGACUCGCCUUCACCCUGCUUUGCAAAAAAACUCAUGAUGGAAAAAAUGGCUCAGGAAUAUGAAUCACCACAACCAAUACCAGAAGAACUACAAAGAGGUUGGUGGCGAAUCACAGAUCCAAAUCAGUUGAAGACGCUCAUAAGUGCUCUUCAUCAUAGAGGCAUCAGGGAAAAGAUGUUUCAGAAGCAACUUCAAAAACAUUUCACCUUUGCAUGUACCUCUUGUUCACAAGGUCAAACUGAAGAUACUCAAUUGGAAUUAAUUGAUCUAGAUAAAGAGAUAGCAAACUUAGUAGGAGGUUCUCCUGAUCCUGAUCCUCCAGAUUUCUGGUAUCGCAACAUUGCAUUACGUGUCGACAUGGCUAUCCUAGAACAAGUAGAAAAUUUAGAAGAAAAAGUAGAUGGCUCAAGUAUGCAAGUUAAGUUCUGGAAACCGCCACCUAAACUCUCUUUGGAACAAAUUUCAAAGUUUGUUCCUUCAUGUGAACAGUAUGUCCAGCGUAAAGCUGAAGACAUAUAUGAUGCUAUCAAGGACAAAAGUCAACGGAAAAGCAGCAAGAAAAGUCAGUCACGGAAAAAGAAGCCUCCUAAGAAAGAAAGUGAACCAGAGCCAUGUGAAGUAGACCUUGAAAAGAAAGAUGAUGAUGUUGUUGAACCUUUACCUGAAACCGAUAUGAACGAAGUAAUUGAACCAGUACUGGAAGAAGCAGAAAAGUGUGCUUCUGAAGAUCUGAAUAAACCUGAAAACGAUAUCAUACCUUUACCACCAGGGAAAAUGAAUCCUGUGGAAGAAGCAAAGAAAAGAUUAUUGAAAGUUGAAGCAGCCAUAGAACGAAGAUAUCUGAGGCCUCCACUGGGCACAAGUGCAAAUGAGCUAAACAGAUCAACCUUAUCCAAUAAUGGAGCUAAUAGUAGCCAGUCAGUGUUAGAAACUCCAGAGGAAGACCCUAUACCUGUCGGUCUCGUGAAGUGGCGAAAUGCAGUGCAAAAUUGUCGGACGGCCGCACAGCUGGCCAUGUGUAUAAAUUUCCUCGAAACCUGCACUGCAUGGGAUAAAUCAAUAAUGAGAGCUAGUUGCCAGUUUUGUCAUAGUGGAGAUAACGAAGAAAAGUUACUACUUUGUGAUGGAUGUGAUAAAGGCUAUCAUACAUAUUGCUUUAAGCCUGUUAUGGAAACAAUUCCUGAUGGAGACUGGUACUGUUUUGAGUGCUUAAAUAAGGCAACUGGAGAUAAUGUUUGUGUGAUAUGUGGAACAAAAGGAAAAUUAGUUGAAUGUGAGGCCUGCCCCAAAACAUUUCAUUUAAAUUGUCUAGAUCCACCAUUAUCAAAAAUGCCCAAAGGGAAGUGGUACUGUUCUGGCUGCAAUUUAACAAGGCCUAAAAAAUCUUGUAAAAAAUCCAGUUCUACUAAAGAAAAAGAAAAUUCCAAAGAUACAAAAGAAGGUUCAGAAAAGACUACUAAAAAAUCUGAAAGUGGACAACCUUCGAAAUCUAAAAGUACAGAAAAGAAAGAGAAAAAAGAAAAAAUCCAAACUCCUCCUGGAAAUAAAGAUUUAGCUCCUUGCAGUACAAUUCUUGAUGAAUUGGAGAAGCAUGAAGACGCAUGGCCUUUCUUAACUCCCGUCAACACAAAACAAUUUCCUACUUACCGAAAAGUAAUCAAGAAACCGAUGGACAUCGCCACCAUGCGUGCUCGACUCGAAGCUGGCCAGUAUAAAUGUAGAGAAGAUUUUGCAAAUGAUGCACGAUUAAUCUUUGAUAACUGCGAGACGUUUAAUGAGGAUGACUCUCCGGUGGGACAGGCCGGUCAUUCGAUGCGAGCCUUCUUCGAAACCCGCUGGUCGGAACUGUGCACCACGUGAUAGUGAGGUCCGUCUACACGUGCUUCUAAAAGAUUUCUUCAUUGGUCCAGAGAACACAGCUGAACACAGAGAACUGAGUGCUAACUGUGACCAUGUCAAAGUGCCUGUAUUUGAACAUUACAGGUGGAUGCACAUCUGUAAACUGAUUGUACUUUCAUUUUUAUAUCAAAUCGCACAAACUCUAGGCAGUGUUACAUAAGACAUUAUUGUAUGGUCGGUAUUGUCAUUUCACAUACUCAUCACCUAAUUUAUGCUUAAUUUAAUCAAUGUAUUUCUCCACUGUGUUUCGUCUCCUCACUUAUUUGUAUUUUAGAACUAUUUUUACAUUGCUGUUAUAACAACUCAUUUUCAUGUCAUAAAAUAUGAGUUUUCUGCGGGGUCAAUGCAUAUUAGUACCAACUUAAGCAGAAGUUUAUUUUCUUCAAGUUGUUGAUACUUGAGUAAAAAUUGCUCAAAUUGCCAUUUGAUUCACUUUGAUCAUCGUCAUCGCUCCUAGGCCGACUUCUUUAUUAUGUUCUGUUGAUUUAUUUGUACGCAUGUCAGUGUUUUAUCAUGAAUUCAAGGUUUUGUGUGUCUCACAAUGUUCACAGUGUAAUAUUUUUCAGGGAAAUCAUUAGGUUUUUAUUCUGGUAAAAUUCCACUGACUGUAGUGUGAGAAAAAGUAAAAUAUAUACCUCACAGGAUCACAACGUAUGUUCUCCAGCAGCUUUGUAAAGAAUUUUGAACUUUUAAUGAUGCUUAAGAUAUAUUUAUUAUCUCUGUCAAUGAAAUAAAUAAAAAUAAUCGAAAACUUAUGUAUGUUCUUCCCUGCAUAAGUUUAUUUCAUAACCGAUUGCAGUGAGUAGAGUUUUUCGAUUCUGUAAAUUAUAUCCAGUGUGCUACGAGAGGUGAAGCUUAGAGAUGAAAAGAAACGUGGUUAUGUUGCUGAUGUAUAUGAUACAUUAUCACUCAUUCGAGGGUUAAUAUUCUUAUUAACCUUGUUAACCGCAAGAUGUAAAAUAUUCCCCGGUGAUGUCGUCAUGAUAGUUAAAAAGAAACUCGCUGUGCAGUGCAUGCUGAAAUUAUUUUUUAGCUCACUGAAAUAGAUAAAUUUAAAUAGUUUCCCAGUGCAUUUUAUCAGCUGUAUGUUAAUUUUUAAGAGGUGUUUAUAUUUCUAAUAAGCUUCCUGUGUAUUAAUUUCCACUUUCUUACAUUUCAUAUCAUAAAUACUAGCAUUAAUUCUGUUUUCAGAUUUUUAAAAUGCAUUUCAAUUUUGAAAAUGUAUAUAUAUAUAGUGGUGUUACGAAAUGAAUAACAACUCAGGAAGAAAUUAUUAAAAUGAGUUUUCCGAGCAGCCAUAGCUAUUCCCGGGAAAGCGGGUUACGUUUCGUGGAAUUACAAUUUAGCGGCAUAUGAAAUUAUUUGUUUUUUCUUUUUGUCUUUCUUUAAACUGCCAAAUCUUUGCAAUUUUUAAUACUCGUGUAUGUAAAUAUGCUUAAAAUAAUCUUUUAUGUGCAUUUGUAGUAUAAUUUCUGUAACCUAAUUAAGGGGGAAUUUUCAAAAUCAUUUUCAAUACCAUUGGGUUGUAAGUGAAUAACCAUGACAGCUAUUCACUUGAAUUUUGAACCAAAAAAUGUACUGCAAAGUUUUGUUAUUAAAUUCCCAUUAAUUGCUGGGUUCUAGAGAAGGCAACAGCAUUAUGUGUUUUAUGUGACAUGCAAUAAUUGCAUUUUAUGUGCACUCACAUAGUGAGUUUGAUUUGUUGUGGCUUUCUGUGUCUGCCCGUUUAGUAUGUACAUUAUGGCUAAAAGCCAAAUAGUUUUAAAAUAAGCCAUGUUUUAUAUUUUGAAGUCCAUGUACAAAGUACCUCGUAUCAGUGUGUUGAUUGUUCACAGUGAAACAAAUUUGGGUAACACUACACCAUGAGAUCAUCAGAGGCAAACUUCUGCACCAGACAGUGUCUUCAUGAUAACUAAUUGACUGUAUACCUCCAGCAUAAGAAAGACUGCUCUUCUCGUUCGGCAAGUUUAUUGUCGGGCGAUUAGUUAUAGGUUGUGACAUAAAGGAAAACUGCCAGAAUUUGUCUCAACAGUUAUUGUAUAGUUUGUAUAAGAUAAUAAAAUCAUGAGAUUCCUUUGA
Molecule: messenger RNA, 9953 nt
Organism: Stegodyphus dumicola
Lineage: Eukaryota; Metazoa; Arthropoda; Arachnida; Araneae; Eresidae
Product: bromodomain adjacent to zinc finger domain protein 2B-like
Cellular component (GO): chromatin
Molecular function (GO): DNA binding; protein binding
Source: RefSeq, a predicted model, not a curated record